GAAAUGAAUAUCAGCUGACUGCUGCUAUAAAUCAUUGUUUUGAACAACUUUACUAGGGUUUACUUUUCGCGAAAUGAUGUAGUACAACAGUAUUGAACUGAAUCGACAUAGAAUAGUUUGUAAGCGCACAACGAAAUGAACGACAUGGAUUAUUUAUUUAAGCCAAUUGUUCUUAUUACUGGGUUUGGUCCAUAUAUAAACCAUCCAGUGAACGCAAGUUGGGAAGCAGUGAAAAUUAUGAAUAAAGAGGAAAUCGAAAAAAAGCACAAAGUGGAACUUGUACAAAUCGAAAUGCCUGUUACCUACGAGAAUGUUGAUGAAUUCGUUCCUGCGCUGUGGGAAACGCACGAACCAAAGCUCGUGAUACAUGUAGGUGUAUCAUCUAUAGCCAAGGAUGUUACAUUAGAGAAACAAGCACACAAGAAAGGAUAUCAAAAACUAGACUAUUUCGACAAAUGUCCUGCAAAUCAUACUUGUAGUGCCGAUGGUGCCAUAAGGAUCCACAGCAAGCUGGAUGUGGAAAAAAUAUGCAAUGAUUUUAACAAUAAUGAUCCUCCGGAGGGCACUAAAGCCAUAACUUCUUUAGAUGCGGGAAGAUAUCUCUGUGAAUACAUCUACUACACAUCGCUGAGUUUCGACAACACGCGUACAUUAUUUGUACACGUUCCAGAUUUAAAAAUAUACAGCUCAGAACAAACCGCGCGGGCUCUUGAGAGAAUCCUCGAUUUGUGCUUAGAACAAGUGAAGCUUUUGGACCAGAGACUAGAGAAGGAAGCUGACAUAGAUGAAAAUGAUUUAUGAUUAACUAGCUGUUCGCCCCGGGCGCGCCUACGCCCGUAAACUUAUAUAGUCUGUCACUCAGUGAAGUUGCAGCUUUCUAAUAUUAAAAGAAUUUUUUAAAUCGGACCAUCAGUUUUUAUAUCAAUACAUUACAAACGUACUUACAUACAAAUAUUUCUUCUUUUCAGUAUUAGUAUAGAUGGAUAAAUUCAGUUCUUUGCAAUAUCCUUGACCGCUUUAAACUUCAAGUUUUCGUAUUCCAUAACAGAUUUGGAUUGCCAUUCUUGCUGUUUUAGAUGUAUAAGAUAAGUUAAAAAAUGCAAAUAGUGUUUUUACUUUUUAAUUCUAUUUGAAAAUGUAUGCACUCACAUCUUCAUACUUUAGAGCGGUCAAGCUUUUUAACGAGCAUCACAAAUUCAAAAUUAUAUUAUUAUUUAUUAUCUAUUAGAUAAAUUAAUGUAGAGUUGUAAUAUUUGAGGUAUUAAUAAGUUUUAUAUUGUAUAGUAUUGUAUUUUCAAUGGUAUGGAAUAUUAUAUUUUAGCAAAUAUACAUUCCUCGUAGCUUUUACAUAUCGACUUUUGUGAACUUAACAAUGAGGCUCUGUAAAUAAUUAUACAUUUUAAUUUAUUUCAUUUAAUAAUUUAUGGAUUUGUCAUUUAAAUUUUUACUCUCGGUGUGACAAACGCACUAGAUUAAUAUCUUGUAAUUCGAGUAUUAUGUAUUUAAUUUUGAUCAAUACAUAUACAUAUAUUAUACUUAAAGUUUCAAUAACUACGGAAUAAUUACAAAAGGAAGUAAUAUUUAUUAUAAUUUAAUUGUUAUUUUAAGUUUAACAGAAGAAAACCACAAUGCAGUGCACUCACAUUUAAAUAAAAUAUAAUAGUUAUCUUACAAUGAUUGUUUUCAUUGUAAGAUAACUUGGCAAA
Molecule: messenger RNA, 1706 nt
Organism: Zerene cesonia (dogface butterfly)
Lineage: Eukaryota; Metazoa; Arthropoda; Insecta; Lepidoptera; Pieridae
Product: pyroglutamyl-peptidase 1
Exons: 3
Coding region: 136-801 (221 amino acids)
Biological process (GO): proteolysis
Cellular component (GO): cytosol
Molecular function (GO): pyroglutamyl-peptidase activity
Source: RefSeq, a predicted model, not a curated record